Molecule: messenger RNA, 1754 nt
Organism: Gigantopelta aegis
Lineage: Eukaryota; Metazoa; Mollusca; Gastropoda; Neomphalida; Peltospiridae
Product: putative E3 ubiquitin-protein ligase UBR7
Exons: 11
Coding region: 56-1267 (403 amino acids)
Cellular component (GO): cytoplasm
Molecular function (GO): ubiquitin protein ligase activity; zinc ion binding
Source: RefSeq, a predicted model, not a curated record
UGAACCUUUGCGCACCCGGAAAUUCAAAGUCGCGGGUAAACAGAAGAAAAGCAAAAUGUCUGAUAACGUAUCUUCGAACGCAAAUACCAGCGAAGAAGAUCCUGGUGUUUCAAUGAUCGACAUCUUAGCAGAAGAAGAACGUCUUACGGCCGACGCACACGCUGUCCUAGGAGAUAGUGAUGAUAAAAACUGCACUUACUCGAGGGGAUAUGUUAAUCGUCAAGCUCUCUAUGCCUGCCAGACAUGCUCUUCGGAAGAUAGCGGACCAGCUGGCGUGUGUUUAGCAUGCAGUUACGAGUGUCAUGAAGGCCACGAAUUAGUGGAACUCUACACCAAAAGAAAUUUUCGAUGUGACUGCGGUAAUAUCAAGUUUCCUGGGUUCAAGUGUAAACUGUACGAGUUCAAAGAUGAAGUGAACACAAAAAACCAGUACAACCAGAAUUUCAAAGGCUUGUACUGUACGUGUCACAGACCCUAUCCAGAUGAAGAGAAUGAUGUUGAAGAUGAGAUGAUUCAGUGUAUUAUAUGUGAGGACUGGUUCCAUGGCUUGCACCUGGAAUGCCCCCCUCUGGACAACUACGAUUUUGAUGAAAUGGUCUGUUCCACUUGUAUGAAGAAACUGGAUUUCUUAUGGGCAUACACAGUGUCAUCUACAGCAACCACGCUAAAAACAGAGAAUGGUCAUGACAUUUGCGUAGAUGUAGGCGAGACAUCGGAAAACAUUGACAUUCCAUCUAACAAUCGAGGUGAUGAGGAAAAAUCUCAGAAUGUGACAGCUGGAGCAGAAGUAGCUACGAGUGAAGAGGAAAUUCCUUCCACUACUGAAGAGACAUCGGUUUGCAAACUUGAAGAAUUACAAAAGAGGGAGAUAACUGUUCCAGAUACUAAUGCCUUCUGGCCUAAAGGAUUUAGAUCAAAACUGUGUAGAUGUCCUCAGUGCAUAGGGAUGUAUGAAAACAAGGGUGUGAGUUUCUUGCUGGAUGUCAGUGAUACGGUUCACGCCUACGAGGAGCGAGGGCGACUGAAGGCGGGGCCAGCCUCUCGGGAUGCCCAGGAGAUUGAAGCCUUGUCACAGAUGAAUCGAGUUCAGCAAGUUGAAGUCAUCUUAGGAUAUAAUGAUCUUAAAUCGGAAUUAAACAAUUAUUUGAAGAAGUUUGCUGAAAAUGGAAAGAUCGUCAGGGAAGAGGAUAUUCGAGAAUUUUUCGAGGACCUGAAUGCAAGAAAGCGACGGAAGGUUGGAUCAGGGGUGCAGUACCUCUGCAAGUGAAAAAAUCCCUGCAUUCUCUGAGAUGAAAAGCAAACGGCUGUCAUUUGACUUCUGUGUUAGAGAUGAUCAUAACCGGAUUCUGUUACAAUUAUAAGAUGCAUAAAGAAAAUAUCUGCACAUCUGAAAGAAAUCAUGUAUGGAUAAAAAAGAAGAAAAACCUCCAGUUUAUAGGUCUGUCCGAUUAACAUGAAAAUUUAAAACUUUUAUUCUUGAAUUUUUAAUGUUCAAAUUCUGUUCAAUAGAUUUUUAAAAUGUUACAUUGGAAUGGACUAGUAUUUUAUAACCGUCAGAUGAUCAUGUUUUUAAGCCAUAAAAUGUCUCAACAAAUUGUCAUUCAUAAGAUUUAAAUGGAUAUUGUAUCAACAGGGCUUCUAGAUUAUGGUAACCCCACUCCCAUGGCUUAUGAUAUUCAAUGUUGGGCUAGUAAAUAACUACUAUUGCCAUGCCCAACGGCUAGUGAAUUAUUUUUGGUCAAAUGUUGCAGUUA